Pogona vitticeps (central bearded dragon) is the source of this 4711-nucleotide messenger RNA. RefSeq names its product phosphate cytidylyltransferase 1B, choline (gene PCYT1B). Lineage: Eukaryota; Metazoa; Chordata; Lepidosauria; Squamata; Agamidae. The record is from RefSeq and is a predicted model, not a curated record. Gene Ontology annotation, molecular function: phosphatidylcholine binding; choline-phosphate cytidylyltransferase activity. Gene Ontology annotation, biological process: CDP-choline pathway.
UCAGAACACUGUAUCCUGUACCAACUGCUCUGUUGCUAGCUGGUUGUUAUAGUGAUAACAUGAGGCCUUGCCUCCCGGCUUCUCCUGGGGGGGGGCAAGGGAAGCCCUUUAAUUUAGCAAGGGAAGGAAAAGAAGAGAGGGGAGAAGGGGUGGGGAGAAGAGAAAGAAAAUAAAACGAGAAAGGAAAACAAUAUCCGGCUGAGAAGAGAAUAGGACAGAGGCCAUCACUGCAAGAAGCACCCACUGGCCAUGCCAGUGCUGCUUGCCUCUAAUGCUGAGUCAGAAACAGGCAUCCCAAAAUCCCUUUCUAAUGAGCUGCCUUCAGAAACCAUGGAGGAGAUAGAGCACACAUGCCCCCAGCCGCGAUUGACUUUGUGUGCACCUGCUCCAUUUGCAGGUGAAACAAGCUGUCAGUGCAGAGCUCCUCAUGAAAAGCUCACAGUUGCUCAGGCCCGCCUUGGAACACCAGUAGAUAGACCGGUCAGAGUCUAUGCAGAUGGAAUAUUUGAUCUCUUUCAUUCUGGCCAUGCUAGAGCUCUCAUGCAAGCCAAAACUCUGUUUCCCAAUAGCUACUUAUUAGUAGGAGUUUGUAGCGAUGAUUUAACCCAUAAGUUUAAAGGCUUUACGGUAAUGAAUGAAGCCGAGAGAUAUGAAGCACUCAGGCACUGCCGGUAUGUAGAUGAGGUAAUCAGAGAUGCUCCGUGGACACUCACACCAGAGUUCCUGGAAAAGCAUAAGAUUGAUUUUGUUGCCCAUGAUGACAUUCCAUAUUCCUCUGCUGGUUCAGAUGAUGUUUACAAGCAUAUAAAGGAAGCAGGUGAGGGAAUGUUUGUGCCAACUCAGAGAACAGAAGGCAUCUCAACUUCAGAUAUAAUAACUAGAAUUGUGCGUGAUUAUGAUGUCUAUGCUCGUCGCAACCUUCAAAGAGGAUAUACUGCUAAAGAGCUGAAUGUCAGUUUUAUAAAUGAGAAGAAAUACCGGUUUCAAAACCAGGUAGACAAAAUGAAGGAAAAAGUAAAGAAUGUGGAAGAAAGGUCUAAAGAAUUUGUGAAUCGCGUGGAAGAAAAAAGUCAUGAUCUCAUUCAGAAAUGGGAAGAAAAGUCUAGAGAGUUUAUUGGCAACUUCUUAGAACUGUUUGGGCCAGAUGGAGCUUGGAAGCAGAUGUUUCAAGAGAGGAGUGGGCGUAUGCUUCAAGCCUUCUCUCCACGACAGAGUCCCACAGGCAGUCCAACACGGGAACGUUCACCAUCUAGGUCUCCAUCUCCCCCUUCACCCUGGCUCUUCAGAAAGACUUCGCCUCCAUCUUCUCCUAAAGCUGCCUCAGCAUCCUUUAGCAGCUUGAGUGAAGGAGAUGAGGAUGAGAAGUAAAAAGUUUUAAAACUAAAUAAAGAGGAGAAAUUGUGAUUAGAAAAGGGGAAGGAAAACACUACACUCACUAAUUCACAAGUGAAGUGGAGAAGAAAGGGGGAAAGAUGCAUGAGAUGUCUGAAAAGGGAAGGGGCACUUAAGGAUAUUGGAGCAGAGCAGAUCUCGACUACAACACAGGUACUUCCUGUUGGGGUGGGGGUUGCCAGAUUGCCAGUACACGGUGAAAUGAUAUGCAAAUAUUUUGUGUAUUUCUGAACAAUUACAAAAAAUUUACUGUGCUGUUGUGGUUGUUGCUGCUUGAGCCACUGAAGAUCUGUGAAGAAUUUUGCAUCGAAGGGGACUCUGCAUCUAUGUUCAAAGGAACUAAUCUAGUAUUAAGCAGUAUUCCCUUUCCAAGAUGCAUCUACAUUUGAACUGCAUGGCAGAUUUGCUAAAAAGCUGGACUUUGCUAGAACAGAAUGAAUUACAGUCUUGAAACAGCACUCGCACAAUGCAGACAGGAGAACAAGAACCCCCAAAAUUGAACCAAGCCAGUAAUUUUUUUUUGUCUUUCACAAUGGACAUAUAUUUAAUUGGUUGGGCUUGUUGAUCAUUGUGUCUAGAGCAGGCUUUUGUAUAUAUGGGCAAGGUUUACUUUAAAGGGAACACAACUGGAUUGUUCAACUCUUAAUAUGUUUUACCAGUCUGGUGCCUCCAAAUCAGUCUUUUCCUUUGUUUUCAAAGUUUUUCCCCAGUCUUAGUUAAGAUAUACGUACAUUCAAUGUCAUCUUAUGACUGGGAAAAGUAUUAUUUAAUCCACAGACCAAAUUCCAAGCUAGUUCCCAAGUAAUAUUUUGGAUCCACAGGAUGGCUUUAAAAUGUUAUUUUCACAGAUACAUAGCUAUUUAAAAUAUGCAGGUGGUCCUUCCACACCACUUGCUCAAGUAACAUCAUGAGGUGAAACUGGACAAGGUAUGAAACCCAACUCAUGGAAUUGUCUGCAAUGAUGACUCAUGGGAAAAAGUUUUAAGGUGCAUUUUUCCGUAGGGACUCAUGGCGAGGAAAAGCAUGACAUUAGAACUAGUUUUUCUUCUCUACUGACCUUGCACUGGAAUAUAUUUUAAUAACUCCUCAGUGAGUUACAUUUUCUCCUGUUCUGCAUACGAAUCUGAUAAUGUUUUUAAUAAUACCGAACCAUACUCCUCUAAUGUCUAAUUCAGAUGCUCACCUGUGCAGAGUAGAGGUGCACAGAAGCAACUGUAUUCUUCUUGUCUAAGCUCAGCUUCUGCUCCUUACAAUCACAACAGUUUAUGUCAUUGGGCUAUCCCACACCUGCCAUUGAUAUGUCAAAGGCCAAACAUGAAAGCCCACCUUGCAAAAUAAUGCAUACGAGGAAGAGUGAGGCUAUUUCAGAAUUAUACAUACAGUAAGAUGCCAUUGUUCAGAAUCACUCUUCUCUUUUUUGUGACAUAUUACUACAGCUAAGCCAUUGGACAUGAGUUUUUUAUACUCUUGUAUGAUUCAAUAGUCAUCAUUCAGUACUCUGUCAAAGAGUUUGUUGCUACUGAUCUAAUAUUAACUGAAAUUACUCCUCUCACCCUCCCAUGACCAUCCCUUUCCGAACUGUGAAAAGUAACAAAGUGAAUGGAAUGAGUUGUGCUUGUCUAGCAGUUCUGCAUAAUCUGUGAUAGCUGAAUGUAGUUAUCAGUCGUGCAUGAUGGCCCACUAGAAUCUUCAUAGACCUCAGUUUUGUUCCCCAUCUCUAUAAGGAAUAGGUAUCCUCAUAAUUGGUGAUAAGCCACAAUACUUGCUUGCAGACCAAUGUUUGACUUUUUGGAUCUUGACCAGUGGACUAAUGACCUAGGUCAUUGUUUCUAAAAGAUUGCUUUGCAUAAUCCCAACCCCCUAUUUUAUGGCUAUCUGAAAAGCAUCAAAGUUAUUUGUUUAGUCACUGAGCUUUUUUAACAAAACUAGAAAAAAUCUAUUGGAAGUUUCAGCUUCUAAUAUUUGAUUGAAGAAUGACAUUAUCUGCACAGCAGUUGCACAGCACGGACAGGAUCAGAAAUAACACCUCCCUAGAAGAUCCCAAGAUAUAGCCAAUUAAAUAUUAAAAACAGUAUGGGGUUGGUAUUUGAGAAAGUACACAUCAGUUUUGACUGUCGUAAAAUUCUCUCAUGUAAUAGUUUAUUCAGUUUGUGAUACUGGCCGCAAUAUCUAUUUUGGGGGGAUUUCAUUAUUUUUACAGUAUGUAUUUCCUAUAUAAGGUAAGAAAUCUAUUAAGACAUUUUGGAAAGAAAUAGAAAAAAUAAUUACCAUAGACUUAAAAAUAAUGGUAGGAAUGAAACCUGAAACAUAUUUAUUAAAUAUGGUAAAGUUAAACUCGAAACAAGAGACAAAGAUUUGUUUAUACAUAUUAGGAGCAGCCAGAAUUCGAGUGGCAAAACAAUGGAAAGACAAGGAGGAACCUUCGGUGAAGGACUGCUUAAUAAAAUUACGGGAAUUAAUAUUAAUGGAUGAAUUAACAGACUCAUUGAAAGGAAAGGGUAGAAUGGAGCACGCAUCUCAGUGGGGGAAAAUAAAAAGUUAUCUUUGAGAGAAAUGGAAGAAAGAUUCCAAACCUGUACCAAGUGACUCGGGUAUAAAUUAGACACAAAACUGCUCCCAACAUUGCUAGAGGUAAAAAAAAAGUAAAGCAGAUUGUUAACAUAGAUAUAAAAUAAGAAGAAAGGUAUUAUUAAGAUUGCAAAGAAAAUAAAUGUCUGGUGGAAAAUAAGGAAGUAAAGAUGUUAAAGACUUACUAUUUUGCGUAAGAGAUAAUAGAAAGUUAUCUUGGUUAUGUGCUUACAUUGUGAUAAUUGUUUACUUUGUUCUUUUUUUAAUGGCAAUAAAGUUUAAAAAUAAAUAAGGUACAUGGAUACAAAUCCAUUUUGAUAACAGCACUCUGCAGCAUGUAUGGCAACAUGGACAUAGGAGAUUCUGAAAGCGGUACCAAAACCAAAACCAACCAAAGAACACCAACAUUUCCAAGCUGUGAAUAUAUGUAGCAGGAGUGCUUCCAUCGAUUAGAGCCAAAGCAUUGGCACUAAGACUAUUAAUACUUCCUUGUGCUUUGUUUCUUUUAGCUUGGUAGGUAUUUUGUUCAUUUGUUUUUAGCUAUCAUUCCAUUCUAUGAUGAUCAGUGACUUCUUAUAAGAGAGUCUGAAAUUUAGAGAAACAUGGGUCUCACUAAUUACACUAAUAAUUUUUUUAAAAUAUAUUCCAGUCCAAGGUCAUCAGUGAAGAAAAUUGCACUCUUAUGUCUGAGGAAGUGGACUUUUCCCUGAAAGCUCACAUUAAAAGAUAGUAGUUAGUCUUUAAGGUGCCA